CGUCGCGAUGCGCCAAUCGGUUCGCUGUGAAAGGCAUCAUUUCUGUAAAGACUGCGCAUCUAGUUGAAGGACCCUUCCUGAGGCAUCUCCUCUCAGCCGUCACCGUAGCUCAGUUGGAAAGAACGUCAGUCAAAAGAACAGAAAUCCGUAGGGUAAGGGAUCGAAUACCGCUUGUUUCCCUUUUUUCGUGACCGUUGGGUGGGCUCGGACGUCCCCGAAAACAGUCCGAAGGCGCCUCCGGGCAUACCCAGAAACUUUCGGUUUUUGUCACUUCUGGGCUGCCCGCUAGGUACUUCGGACUAACCCGAAAAGAGCCCGCCCGUCCGGGCUGUUCCGGGGGCUGAUCAUUUUUAAACGGGCUAGUUGAGCUCCUGCAGCAGCCUGCCGACGGCCUCUGGGGGGGACGCCGGCGACCCUCCCGGGUGAGGUAACUCGAUGCGGUGGCCGAGGAGAGCGACCAGGGCUCAGUGUCAGUCCCCGCUGAUAGGCGUUCGGUUAGCGUCGAGUUGGUGGGCGGGCGGCGGCGAGCGCCGGGCGGGUAGGCCGACCCAAGCAGCAGCGCUGUCGAGCGGGACGGCCCGCCCGGCGCCUGCUGGCCGAGCUGUUGUAGGCCAGCGAAGGGCGAUUGACCGCCAAAGUGCAAGCGCUGCAGAAUGCCGGCGCGGCUGGACGCGAGGCCUCGGCCGAGCGGACAGUCGCGACGCAGCCUCCAGCCAGAGCGCAUCUAAGGAUUAACUUAUAGUUCGGUAAUGUAACCAUUAAGGGACCAAAGUGUCAGAUAGCACGACCUUGAAGGGGAAUGAAUACCGGUAGAAGGGAGUAGCCGCCGUGACGUCUGCGUCGCACAGCUGUGCUUUUCCCGCGCUACUCCGCGCUGCAGAGACACUCCCGUUCCCGCCGCGGCGCUACCCCUCCGACUGCCUCCUGCAGCUCCGCGAUCAGCAGCAUGGACCUGGAGUGCGAUAUCUGCACCGAGCGCUUCGACGGCGCCGAGCGGCUGCCCAAGGUCCUGCCGUGCGGGCACACGGCCUGCCUGCAGUGCCUGCGCCAGCUGCCCGACAACAGCUGCCCGACGUGCCGCCGGGACUUCAACGGCCCGCCGGAGGGACUCAUCACUAACUUCUUGGUGCUGAAGUCGCUCGAGGGAGUAAGGCUGGACAGCACUCCCCGCUGCUGGUGCUCGGACUGCCGCACCGCCCCGUCGCCCCACUGCUGGGAGGACCACGACGUCCUGCCCGUCAAGAGUGCCCUGAGGCGCCAGCUGGAAGAUGCGCUGCCACAGGCCGCCGAGCAGCUUCAGGGUCUCCAGGACCAGUGCCGGGACGAGCAGGCCCUGCCCGCCCUCACCCUGCUGACCGGCGAGUCCUGGGACGUGACGCUGCGGGGCAGCGGCCGGGAGCUGACGGGGACCCUGCGGACCUCCGAGGAGCCCCUCACCAAGGCCCUGUGGCUGCUGCUGGCGGCGAGGGCCGCGCUCACCGAGGUAGGCGAUAUGGACCAAUCUUCUGCGCGGGACCCCGCACCUGCAGCUGCUCACUCCCCUCCUGCAGCUGGACCCACACCGGCUGCAGCCCCCCUCGCCGCCCGGGACCCACCACCUGCCGAGGCGCUGCCCCCGCGGGAAAUGAAUGUGUUACUUAUCAGCUGCAGUGGACCCACCUACAAGCAGCAGCAGAAGGCCGCCUUGUUGCGGGACGCGCCGGGGGUGACCCGGCUGGUCAAUGUGGGGUGCUUCAAUGACCCCGACUGGAGCCUCCAGCUGCUGCAGCGCGCCGCGCCCACGCUGGAGCGGCUGUAUGUGCACAUGCCCCGCGAGGCCCACCUGCGUGCGGUGCACGGCAUGCCGCGUCUGAGGCGGCUGAACGUGUGGGUUGAUGAUGAUGCCCUGCUUGCCCAGCCCACCCAGCCCCCCGAGCUGCCCGCGCUGCCGCCGGGACACGCCGGCCUGCAGUGGCUCAGGGUGAACAACCUCCCCCGCGCCACGACACAGUCCCUGCUGCGGGCGCACGGCGGCACGCUGGAGGAGCUGGUGCUGUGGGUGGGCACGGCUGGGAGGCAUGAGUGGCCACGCAGCUGCGGCGACCUGCACUCGCUGCUGCAGCAGAGCGGGCUGCGGGCGCUCAGGAGGCUCGUGCUGCUGCGGAGAUGGGCCUACAGCCACGAGCCAGCCGCCUGCAGCCAGCAGCGCGCCGAGGUGCGGCGGGUGCUGUCCGGGGCCGAGGUGCUGUGCGGCUCGUGUGACCGUGUGGAGCAGGAAGAGGUCUAGGGGUGGCAGGGCCGGCAGGGCCACUGGGGCGUGUUCAGGUUCAGGCAGAGAACAUUCCUCACUAAUUCGUUCCCAAGUCAUUCUCGCUCUUCCCUGGCAGAGACUACAGCGGCGCAGCUAGUCCGAGUCCCUAGCGGCUUUACCGAGCGGGCGCCUCAGAUGUGAUGUAAUGCAUUUGGUAUUCAGAAUCAUUAGCCGAGUUUACAUCGAAUUUACAUCAAAUACAAGUUUUAUUCUCAAUAGUAUUUACAGUCAAUAUUUGGCCUACAAAAAAUAUAUCUUUGUUUACAAAAUAAAUAAUACAACUAUA
Molecule: messenger RNA, 2576 nt
Organism: Frankliniella occidentalis (western flower thrips)
Lineage: Eukaryota; Metazoa; Arthropoda; Insecta; Thysanoptera; Thripidae
Exons: 7
Coding region: 947-2266 (439 amino acids)
Biological process (GO): protein ubiquitination
Molecular function (GO): ubiquitin protein ligase activity
Source: RefSeq, a predicted model, not a curated record